AUGCGAAAGAUUCUUCAGCGCUACGUUUGCUGGAACCGCUCUAUACUCAUUUCCAAUUUUUGUAUUAAAUCAUCUCUUUCUUUCUCUCUUUCUCUCUCUCUCUUUCUCUCUCUCUCUCUCUCUCUCUCUCUCUCUCUCUCUGGACCAUUCUGGCUUUCUAUUCCGGUCAACUGUCGUUAUUUUUCCUUCCUUCCAUAUUUUAUUCUGUCGUUCUCUUUUUCUUCUUUUUCCUUCCUUUCAUGUUUUAUUCUGUCGUUCUCUUUUUCUUCUUUUUCCUUCCUUCCAUAUUUUAUUCUGUCGUUCUCUUUUUCUUCUUUUUCCUUCCUUUCAUGUUUUAUUCUGUCGUUCUCUUUUUCUUCGUAUCCCCUCCUUCCAUAUUUUAUAUUCGUUCUUUUUUUCUUCUUUUCCCUACCUUCUAUAACUUAUUCUAUCGUUCUCUUUUUCUUCGUAUCCCCUCCUUCCAUAUUUUACUCUGUCAUUCUCUUUUUCUUCUUCUUACCUCCUUGCAUAUUUUAUUCUAUCGUUCUCUUUUUUCUUAUUUUUCCCUCCUUUUAUGUUUUACUCUGUCGUUCUCUUUUCCUUCUUUUUCCCUCAUUUCAUGUUUUACUCUGUCCUUCUAUUUUUCUUCUUUUUCCCUCCUUCCAUAUUUUAUAUUCGUUCUUUUUUCUUCUUUUCCCUUCCUUCCAUAUUUUAUUCUAUCGUUCCCUUUUUCUUAUUUUUCCCUCCUUCCAUGUUUUACUCUGUCGUUCUCUUUUCCUUCUUUUUCCUUCCUUUCAUGUUUUACUCUGUCGUUCUCUUUUCCUUCUUUUUCCUUCCUUUCAUGUUUUACUCUGUCGUUCUCUUUUCCUUCUUUUUCCUUCCUUUCAUGUUUUACUCUGUCGUUCUCUUUUCCUUCUUUUUCCUUCCUUUCAUGUUUUACUCUGUCGUUCUCUUUUUCUUAUUUUUCCCUCCUUCCAUGUUUUACUCUGUCGUUCUCUUUUCCUUCUUUUUCCUUCCUUUCAUGUUUUACCCUGUCGUUCUCUUUUCCUUCUUUUUCCUUCCUUUCAUGUUUUACUCUGUCGUUCUCUUUUCCUUCUUUUUUCUUCCUUCCAUGUUUUACUCUGUCGUUCUCUUUUCUUAUUUUUUCCUUCCUUUCAUGUUUUACUCUGUCGUUCUCUUUUCCUUCUUUUCCUUCCUUUCAUGUUUUACUCUGUCGUUCUCUUUUUUCCUUCUUUUUUUCCUUCCAUGUUUUUACUCUGUCGUACUCUUUUUCUUAUUUUUCCCUCCUUCCAUGUUUUACUCUGUCGUUCUCUUUUCCUUCUUUUUCCCUCCUUCCAUGUUUUACUCAGUCGUUUUCUUUUUCUACUUUUUCCCUCCUUCCUUCUUCUACUCUGUCCUUCUCUUUUCUUUCUUUUUCCUUCCUUCCGUAUUUCAUUAGCUCGUUCUCUUUUUAUCCUUUUUUCUUCCUCUCUUCUUUUCAGUUCCUUUUAUUUUCUCCCGUUUUAUUACGAUUUCUUUUUUCUAUUCAUUAUUUUUAUUUCUUUCCACGUUUUUCUUUCUAACAACCAUUCAUCGAACAAGAUAUCCUCUCUCUCUCUUUCUCUCUCUCUCUCUCUCUCUCUCUCUCUUUCUCUCUCUCUUUCUUUUUUGUUUAUUAAAUUCAUCUAUCUAUCUAUCUAUCUAUCUAUCUAUCUAUCUAUCUAUCUAUCUAUCUCUCUGUCUCUAUUUAUGUACGUUUUCAUUUUAUUUUCAUUUUCAAUGUAUAUUUUGCUUUUUUUCUUUCUUACUUCUUUCAUAAAUUUUUCUUCAUUUUCUCGUUGUUUUCUUUCUUCCUGCAUUUUUAACAUUUUUUUUUUAUUUGGGGUUUAUUUUUUUUUUUACUAUUGUUUACUUUCGACAUUUGUUUCUUCUUUUAUGUUUGUAAAUUUAGUUUCCAGUUUUCUUUCAUUUUUUUAUUCUUUCUCUUUUCUUUCUUUCUUUCAUUUUUUUAUUCUUUCUCUUUUCUUUCUUUCUUUCUUUCAUUUUUUUAUUCUUUCUCUUUUCUUUCUUUCUUUCUUUCAUUUUUUAUUCUUUCUCUUUUCUUUCUUUCUUUCUUUCAUUUUUUAUUCUUUCUCUUUUCUUUCUUUCUUUCUUUCAUUUUUUUAUUCUUUCUCUUUUCUUUUUCUUUUCUUUUCUUUAGGGGUUCUUUUAUCUCCCAUUCUUAUUACUUUUUUGUACUAUUUAUCUUCCUUUUUCACUUUUUCCAUUCAUUCACGUUCUUAUUUCUUUCUUUCUUUCUUUCUUUCUUUCUUUAUUUAUUUAUCUAUUUAUUUAUUUAUUUCAUCGUUCUCUCUUUCUUUUCCUUUUAUCUUCCUUUUGCUUUCUUUUCCUCUCUCUCUCUCUCUCUCUCUCUCUCUCUCUCUCUUUACGAUUUUUUUUUCACUUUUCCAUUCGUAUUUUUUCUUCGUUCUUUCUUUUCUGUUCUUGUUCUCUUUUUUAUUUCUCUUUUUCUUUCUUUUUCCUUCUUUCUAUUUUUCGUUUUUCUUUUUAUUACAUCUUUCUUUCUUUCUUUCAUUCAAUAGUCACAAAUCCGCAUCAGCUCAAAAUAUGGAUGACCCCCCAAGCAAUAUAACUUCAUUUCAAACCCAAUUCCGGUGUCAAAUUAGGAAAGGUCAGCAUGCUUUUUUGACAAAAACGUUGUUCACGACAAUACGUUAG
Messenger RNA from Acanthosepion pharaonis, 2676 nucleotides. Lineage: Eukaryota; Metazoa; Mollusca; Cephalopoda; Sepiida; Sepiidae. The record is from the annotation of a GenBank genome assembly.